This is a messenger RNA of Aspergillus aculeatinus CBS 121060, 1263 nucleotides long. RefSeq lists its product as uncharacterized. Gene Ontology annotation, molecular function: oxidoreductase activity. The transcript has 4 exons. The coding region runs from base 1 to 1263 and encodes 420 amino acids. Lineage: Eukaryota; Fungi; Ascomycota; Eurotiomycetes; Eurotiales; Aspergillaceae. The record is from RefSeq and is a predicted model, not a curated record.
AUGUCACACGCGCUGGACUUCUUCCAAGGCCUCUGGGUCCAGCACCCCUGGGCAAUUGUCCUCAGCGUAGCUGGCUAUAUCGCGGUGGUUCGACUUUUACGAUACCGUCGUGUGAAAGCGAUCGAUGCCCCUUUUGCCCAUGGCCAGAGGAAACUGUCCAGUAUGACAAGUGAGGAGGCGCAUGUUAUCAUCAGCCAACUGCAGGAGCUCGAAUUCCCAUACGCUUUCAACAAGGCGCGCAAGAUCGCUCUGCUCAAGGCGGGUGGCAUCCCAACAAUGUCCAAGCUCUUCGCCGUGACGGGCCAGAACAACAAGCGCAACUCGGGCAAACGUGCCGUGGACACGGAGAUCCUCCUCCGAGAAGCUCAGUCACAGCCUCGCGACUCGAAUCGCUAUAGCACUGCGGUCGCGAGAAUGAACUAUCUACACGCCCGCUACCGCAAAGCCAACAAGAUCACGGACCCAGACCUCCUACAUACCCUCGGUGACGGACUCGCAGAGAUUCUCAAUGUGAUUGACCGAGACGAAUGGCGCAAGCUGACGGACGUCGAGAAAUGUGCCCUGGGUGUCUUCCACAAGAACCUGGGCGAAGACAUGGGAAUUCCCUUUGAGCCCCUUGCUUCCUCGCACGAAGGCUGGCGCGAUGGGCUGCACUUCGCAAUGGAGCUACGCGACUGGACGAUCCGCUACGAAGAGGCAGUGGCCCGGCCCGUCGCGACGAACGAUCAAUACGUGCGGGUGUAUGUCGAUGCGGCGAUGGCUGGGCUCCCUGGCUUUGUCACGAAGACGGUGCGGAAGAUGUUGGCUGCGGACCUGGACGAGGUCAUGCGGACGAGUCUUUGCCUCGAGAAGCCCGGCCCCAUUCUUGUCUUCGUAGUGUCCUGCAUCCGCCAAACACGCAAAGUCUUCCUCCGAUGCUUCGCCCUCCCGCGCUUCUCCGCUGUCAAACCCGUGCAUGAAACGGCCGAUCCGAGGACGAAUCGAUAUCACUUCGACAGACACACCCUACAGCCAUGGUAUAUGGAACCGACCCUAUGGUCAACCUGGGGACCAGGUGCGUUGCUUGUGAGGAUGCUCGGAGGGAAAGUGCCGGGCUCGCGGGGGGACCGCUACCAUCCUCAGGGAUACGAUCUUAUGACGAUUGGGCCCGACCCUCAGAAGGAACGAGGCGCGGAGGAGAUGAGAUCUGAUAUUGAGGUGAUCAAGGCGAGGGCCAUGGCGACUUGUCCAUUCUCGCAAGCCAAGGCGGGAGGCUUUAAUUGA